UCUUAUCCACUUUUUUUAGUCCCAAACUUCCAAUGCCCACUUCUUGACUCUUCCCCCAUGAGAAAACAGAAAAAGAAAAAAAAUGGCAACAGUUUUCCUCUCAACUGCAAAAACGUUCCUCUACUCUCUCUCCUCAUCAUCUUCUGUGACAAGACCACCUCAAACUCAAGGCCAGAAACCCAAUGCAAGGCCACAGUUGCCUCUGUGCAAGGCAACAGUGAGUGAUUCAGCACCUAAGUAUAAGCCCCAAGUUCUCACAAAAAGGAACCUUUCUCUCUCUCUCACCACCACUCUCCUAUUCUCCAUAGCUGGACAGGGUUACUACUCUGCUUCCAAUGCAGCGAUACUCGAAGCCGACGAUGACGUAGAGCUUCUGGAAAGGGUGAAGAAGGACAGACAAAAGAGGAUUGAAAGACAAGGGGUCAUCAGCUCAUCCAACAAAGAGAAAGCAUAUCUGCAAGAUCUUGUGUACAAGCUGAGCAAAGUAGGCCAAGCGAUCGAAAACAAUGAUCUCUCUGCUGCAAUUUCUGUUCUCGGUCAAAACACUGACGCAGAUUGGGUUCAGAAAGCCAAUUUAGCAUUUUCCAAGUUGAGCUCCAGCCCUGAGGAGAAGACUGAGGUGGAAACAUUCAACUCCUCACUGGCUUCUUUGAUUUCAUCAGUGAUCCGGAAGGAUGUCGACGCCUCUAAAAUAGCUUUUGUUUCAUCUGCAACUGCAUUCGAGAAAUGGACUGCCUUGACAGGGCUCGUUGGGCAGCUGAAAGGGCUCUGAAUUGAGGAAAUGGAACUUUAAUUCUUCUUGUUCCUAUUUUUGUUUGUUUAGGUUUUCAAUUACCUGGAAGGAAGAUUUCAUAACUCCUCUUGAUCUCUUCUCCGAUUUUUUCAUUUGAUUCUUCACUGAAAUUCCUUGUUCUUUCAACUAGCUAGUAGAUAUCAGUAUCUGCAGAUAAGAUUCUCUGGUCUGCAUAUGAGUUGUAUAACCCUUGCUCAGCUUGUUCAAGUUGCCUUUAUCUAAACUUGUUAUCAAGUAUCAACCAAGUUUACUUCA
Messenger RNA from Rhododendron vialii, 1048 nucleotides. RefSeq names its product thylakoid lumenal 16.5 kDa protein, chloroplastic. Gene Ontology annotation, biological process: photosystem II repair. Bases 83 to 772 code for a protein of 229 amino acids. The transcript has 4 exons. The record is from RefSeq and is a predicted model, not a curated record. NCBI's taxonomy places the organism in Eukaryota, Viridiplantae, Streptophyta, Magnoliopsida, Ericales, Ericaceae.